This is a messenger RNA of Clarias gariepinus (North African catfish), 3591 nucleotides long. RefSeq names its product phosphatidylinositol 4,5-bisphosphate 3-kinase catalytic subunit gamma isoform. The record is from RefSeq and is a predicted model, not a curated record. Gene Ontology annotation, molecular function: 1-phosphatidylinositol-3-kinase activity; 1-phosphatidylinositol-4-phosphate 3-kinase activity. Gene Ontology annotation, biological process: phosphatidylinositol-3-phosphate biosynthetic process; cell migration; phosphatidylinositol-mediated signaling. Bases 6 to 3260 code for a protein of 1084 amino acids. Lineage: Eukaryota; Metazoa; Chordata; Actinopteri; Siluriformes; Clariidae. Gene Ontology annotation, cellular component: cytoplasm; phosphatidylinositol 3-kinase complex, class IB; plasma membrane. The transcript is spliced from 10 exons.
UGGCGAUGACAUCUGAGAAAUUUCAGCAGAAAGUAUCUACAUUUAAAGUACGAUCUGACAAUCUGCACUGCACUGAGCACAGCCUGGUGUUUAUGUGUGAGUUACCGACCAGGGAGGGACCUCAGAUUGCUAGAGAACAAGAAGCUGUAGAAGUGAAACUCCCAGCCCAAUGCACUGUAGAGCAGCUUCGCCUGGUUCUUUGCAUGCGUGUACAGGAGACCAGGAAGUUCCAAGAUCCUUUCAGGCUGCUUGAUCCUGAAAAGUAUAGUCUACUCUAUACAAAGGAGGAUGAACAGUAUGAAAUUUAUGACGAAUGUCAAGUGCUGAAAACACUGGAUGCACCCUGGUUUCAAAACAGUGAGGGAUACCAAACAGUCCAGAUUACUGUUUUGGCAAAGCAGAAUAACCCAAAGGAGAGGAUGGAAUACCAGAAGAUCCUGAAUGAACUAAUUGGCUAUGAUUUCGAUUGUGGAGCAGGAAAUCGUUUAAGUGAACUAAGUUUUACCCGCAGAAAGUUUGCCACACCACGUAGGGCAGAAUUAAAACACCGAGAUUCUCUGGCUUAUGCCACAGAGCCCUGGACAACUUCUGCACCAAUUCCGAAAGACCAGCAAGAUCAACUCAAACGCAAACUACCAGUAAUUCUAAAUUAUGAUAAUAAAAGUGUACAUGUGAAAGCUGAUUUGUCAAAUACUCCCAGUGACCUUCUUAUGAUUCUGUGGGAAUCAAUGCCUUCAAAAGACCAGUGUUUUUUAAAAUGGUCAACUAAUUAUAUUCUUAAAGUCUGUGGCAGAGAGGAGUUCCUGUGCGGAGAUUUUCACCUUUCAGACUUUCUCUGGGUCCGACACUGCCUGAAAAAUGUGAAGCCGCUUCACCUCAAUGUGGUUGCCAUAGCCUCUCUUUCAGAUGAUGCAGUCAGAAAGGAAUACUGGCCACUGGUUGACAGUCUUACGGGUCUCUCUAGUUUGCAUGAAGAAAUCUCAUUCAAGGGAAAAGAAAUGGAAGAAAUUGUCCUGAUAUCCCUUUGGGAUUGUGAGAGGAAUUUUCGGGUGAAGCUCAUUGGGUUUGAUAUUCCAGAGUUGCCAAGCAAAAUCCCUCAAUAUAGUUAUGUAGAGGCUUCAAUUAUUUAUGGCAGUAAGGUGGUGUCAUCAGUUUGUUCCUCAUUCAUGGAGUUUGCAGAAGAGGUCCUGUGGAACACUUGGCUGGAGUUUAAAAUCCCUUUGAAAGAUAUCCCUCGUGGAGCUAAACUAGGCUUCACAAUUAAUGCCAGUUGCAUGGACACAUCCCCCACCAAAGAAUUCAAGUCCCCUUACCCUGGAUGCAAAGUUCCAGAUUACCAGAAAGGAAAGGGAAAAGUAUUAUAUUUUGUAAACCUACAAUUAAUUGACCACAGAUCUCUCCUAAGCCAAGGGUCUCACACCUUGCAUAUGUGGUCCUUUCCAGAACAGGAAGAAGAAGCAUUCACCUAUGAGGCAGAUAAACUCUCUACCGCCACCAACCCAGAUGUGGCCAAAUCCAUGGCAAUUACUUUUCUACUGGAUCGCUACAGUUUCUCCGUUGUGCUACCUCAUAGCAAGGGGUCAGACAACAUCACACCUUCUGCUGUAAUAUCUGCUUCAAGCAAUACAAGCUCACCUCUUCAUGUGACUGGAUCCAGCCAAACCUCACCAGGUUAUGCGGCAUUACAAGCAAACUCACUAGACAAACACUCCCUAAAAAGGUUUAGGGAAGAGAGUGUUCGUUAUGCUUCAAACCUUCCUCAGUUUCUCCGCACGGUAGAAUGGUUGAAGCCCAGUGCUGUCCAGGAUGUUCACUGGCUUCUGACUCACUGGGAACCAGAGGAUUUGGAACUUUCUGUUGCUUUGGAGCUCCUUAGUGUUGAUUACACUGAUGAAAAGGUACGAAGGUUGGCUGUUCAAAGAUUGGAGAUGAUGUCCAAUGAGGAGGUACUAAGAUACCUACUGCAGCUAGUACAGACCCUCAAGGUAGAACCCUACCAUGACAGCUAUCUGGCAAGAUUCCUAAUUCAAAGAGCACUCAGGAGCAAGCGAGUGGGACACUUCUUCUUUUGGUACUUGCGGAGUGAGGUGGCAGGCUGCCCAUUUUUCCGCCAGCGUAUGGCAGUCAUAUUGGAAGCCUACCUCCUUGGGUGUGGCGAGGCUAUGCUGACGAGCUUCCAGCGUCAGGUUCAAGUUGUCAAAAUUCUGCAUGAAGUGGCUAACAGGGUGAAAUCACUGUAUCCAGAAAAAAGCACGCUUUCUCCAUUGGCUGCUCAGAAACUUCAAGAAAUACUGCAGGAGUAUAAUUUCCCUCCUGAAUUCCAGGUGCCUUUUGAUCCAAGGGUCAGAGCAGGAUCCAUUAUUUUGAAGGAAUGUAAAGUAAUGGCUUCCAAAAAGAAGCCACUCUGGCUUGAGUUCUCCCAUGUGGAGUCAGAAGCAUCAGCUGGUUGUCCCGUGGGUAUCAUCUUCAAGCAAGGGGAUGACCUCAGACAGGACAUGCUCAUCAUUCAGACACUAAUGGUGAUGGAGUCAAUUUGGCAGGAAAAUUGCUUGGACCUCAACCUGAUGCCCUACGGCUGUAUCUCAACUGGAUAUCAAAUAGGUAUGAUUGAGAUUGUAAGAGAUGCUGUUACCAUUGCUGCUAUUCAAAGGAUUCAAGGUGGGACAACAGGAGCCUUCAAAAAUAAUGCUUUAUUUGAGUGGCUCAAGGGAAUGUGUUCUCUUCAGGAGAAGCACUAUCAAGCAAUGGAGAAAUUUGUCACAUCAUGUGCUGGUUACUGUGUGGCCACAUACGUGUUGGGCAUUGGUGACCGUCACAAUGACAAUAUAAUGAUAACAAACCAAGGGAAUCUGUUCCACAUUGAUUUUGGCCACAUCCUGGGCAACACCAAGAGCUUCUUGGGUGUGAGCAGAGAGAGGGUCCCCUUUGUCCUCACUCCAGACUUUCUGUAUGUUAUGGGUAGAGUGAAUAAACAAUCAAGCCUCUAUUUCCAGCGAUUUAAGGACACGUGUAUACAGGCCUACAUGUCUCUGCGUGCUCAGUCACACCUGCUGAUCACCCUCUUCUCCCUCAUGCUGCUGACGGGAAUCCCCGAGCUCAACACAUCACAGGACAUGCGCUACCUUCGUAAUGCACUACAGCAAGGCCAAAAUGAGGAAGAGGCACGACAGCACUUUCUGCAGCAGAUUGCUUUAUGUGAGCAGAAGGGCUGGACUGUUCAAGCUAACUGGUGGAUCCACAUGAUGGCUGGCAUUAAGUGACCUGAAGGAGCUAGUCAUGACCUUUUGAUGUCUGAUUUGUUUUGUUUGAUUGUAUUUGCAUUCCAUAAUACAAUUAUCGAUCGUGUUGUUUAAUAUGCCAUGCGCAAAUGACUUGAUAAAUAGCACUAAUGAAUAAACAUGUGUGUAUAUACAACUAAUUCUAGAUAUUUUCAGAAUAGAACAAUAUAAAAAUAUCUUUAUCUUUAGCUGAUAUUUACCAUGACAUCAGCCUCACAUGAAUCUUAUUGUCCAUAUAGUACUAACUGUAUGUACUCUUUCAGGCUUGUGCUAUUAUAGCAACCAGCAUCUGUUGUAGAAUUGUAAAAGUGGU